AGCUGCGGCCUGUGGUUUUCAGAGCAAGCUCGAAGCCUCGCAGGCACUGGCUAUGUUUAUGUUACGCCUCGCAGCCGCGGAGGGCCGCGAUGGAAGGCGAUAAGAAAAGAACUAAAGAUGACACUUGGAAAUCAGAUGAACUAAAGAAGCAUCUUAAGGUGUCUCGAUCCGAUAGUCAGUCUGAAGACAAGAGGCAUCAUCGGAGAAAAUCACGAGACAGAGGCAGAAAUGAUGACGAUGAUAGCAACAGAGUGGGUUUGCAGAAGGAUCCAGAGAAGGACAGAGUCAAAUUAAAAGAAAAAGGAGAAAAAAUAAGAUUUAAAUCAAGUGAAAGACACAGAGAGGAAAGAAGAGACAAAGGAAGAGAGAAAGAUCAUCCCGGAGAACAAGAGAGAGAGAUUAAAGUAAAUCAUGAAAAAGAUGCCAAAGAAGAAAAAUAUAUCUCUGGAAGAAGUGGCGAAAGGCACAGUGGUAAAGAGAGGGAUAGGAAACCUAAAAAAGAUGAACCCAACCAAACACCACCGCGAAAUAGUGCGGAGACUUACAAGGAAAGGGAUAAAGAGCAUGAGAGGAGGAGGAGGAGAAGCAGCAGGGAUAACACUGAUUAUUCAAAAAUAAAAGAUGAAGAAAGAGAAAGAAGGCAACAUUCAGAGAGAAAGAAGGAAACUAGUUCAGGGGAGGUUUUGGGGAGCCGAGAUGAAGAACCCGAGCAGAGGCACAGAUCGCACAAGGACGAAGAUCCAGAGAAGGAGAAGAGAAGACGGCACAGGGAGAAGAAAGAGCACAAAUCCUCUGCUGCGGAAGAAAAAGAGAAGCAUUUGAAAUUAAGAAAUCCUAAGGAUGGGGAAGAAGAUCGUAUGUCUAGGAAACAUAAAGAGCGAUCACACCAUGAGGAUAGAUAUCACAAGGAGAACCAUGAAAGAACAGAGGAAGUGGAAGGUGAAAAAAAGAAGAGAGACCGCAAGGUUUGCUGAUUAUUGAGAUUACUUGUUAGUUUUAGAAGAGAGACCGCAAGUAUAAUUCUUUUUUUCUUUAGGAAUACAAGAGAGAAAAUAAAGAAACAUGGCAAGAGUGAAAGAGAGGAUGGAAAACGAGUGCACCACAAAAGUGAUGACUCUUCAGCACCACAUCUCAAAAGGCAAGCAAAUCAAGAAGGUGGAGAAAAUGAACUGAAAAAGGAAACCUCUUACGAAGAUUAUAAUUCUGUGAAUUAUGAAGAUGAUUUUGAGGACUAUGAAGAUGAUUUUGAUGAUUUUGAUGAUGAAGAGGAUGAAAAUAGCCAGAACACAGAAAAGGAAAAAGAGGAAGCAGGAGGGGGAUUACAGAAAGUUACUGUAACUAAGAGUUCAGAAAUAGAAGAAAUUCAGAAAGCAAUUAAUGAGGAAAAUGAAAAGAUUGAGGCCUUUCUUCCCAAGUCAAGAAAGAACGAAUAUCUUCCAAAAGACCAUGAAAAGAAACCAAGAAUAGAAAGGCAAGUGUCGCCGGCUCAGUGUCCCACUUCUGGAAAAUUCAUUGAUUUCCACAUGGCCAAACAGCGGCAAAGCAUCAGAAAAAUUGCCGAUCAACAGAAGAAACGUAGCUUUGAACUUCUCCGUCUCAUUGACCUGGACUUUUCAGUCAGCUUCUGUUUGUUGGAUUUGCCUCCAGUAAAUGAAUAUGAUAUGUACAUUCGAAACUUUGGGAAAGUAAACACCAAGCAGGCUUAUGUGCAAUGGAAUGAGGAUAAUCUGGACAGAGACAUUCAGACAGAGGAAAUAGAGACUCAAGAAAAAUGGACACAGCAUCCUGGAGAAACUGCCCUUGUGUCUGGAGGUCCCAAAAGCAGCCAUGAUGUAACUACUAUCACGCCAAAGAUAGAUUCCCAGAGACUAGCAAACUUCCUGCGAUCGGCUUGUCAGGUGAUAGAAGUUUUACUUGAGGAAGAUCAAGUAGCAACACAGCCCAGGCGGAAUUUAAGAUCACGACCAUCCAGUCUGUCUAUUAGUGAUAGGUGCUUCCAGUUAAAUACGAAUCUUCCCUUCUUGAAUGGUCGGAAGGUAUCCUGUCUGCAUAUCUCACAGGCUCAGAGGCAGUCACUGCUUUCAGUUCAUGGGUUUCCUGAACAAUCAAAUGACCUGCCACUGGACAGCAAAUACAUCAUCUGCGUGUGGAAUGUUUGGCAGCCUUCUAGUCCUCAGAAAUUACUGCUUUGUGAAUCUCAGGUGACAUGUUGCUGCUUUAGUCCUUGUAAAGCUACUUUGGUGUUUGCUGGAACAGUUGAUGGUUCAGUGCUGGUGUGGGAUCUCAGAGAGGACUCAAGGAUGCAUCAGUGCAUGAACAUUAAUGAAACAGACUGGACCUUUCGAUCUGCAACGUUUUCUACUGAUGGAGUGUUUACCCCAAUAAAUCAUACUUGUCCUGUAUUGACCAUUGAACCUGUCUCAACCUCUGUCUUCAAGGAGCAGAACUGUGGGCUCUCCUAUCUCUCUGUUCAGGAAGAAAUGCUUGGACUUUCAUUUCAGAUUGCUUCAAUGGAUGAAAAUGGGACUCUUAAUCUAUGGGUGGUUGUUGAACUUCAGAAAGGGGAUUUGGCUGGCUCACAAAAUGAUUUAGGGUUAAUUCCUGGGGGGAAAAUUAAAUUGGUUCAUAGCUCUACCGUUCAGCUGAAUUGCAGCAUUUCUCCAAAAGAUUACACAUUCCUGGGGGUCCCCCAGACACUGAACAUUAAAUUUCUGCCUUCAAAUCCUAAUCAUUUUGUUGUUGGAACAGAUGUUGGUGUGGUGAACCACAGCACAAGGCACGAGCUGAAAGUCCCUCCCAAGUGGUUCAAACCCCAGCAGGGGGGUCUGAGAUCAACCCGAGUUAACACAAUUGAUUUUUCGCCUUUUGGAAAGCCAAUCUUUUUGGUGGGCUGUUCAGAUGGGAGCAUUAGACUCCACCAAAUGGCGUCUGAGCUUCCACUUAUGCAGUGGAACAACAGCACAGCGGGGCAGCCGGUAGUCGCCCUCCAGUGGGCUCUAACCAGGCCAGCUGUGUUUUUUGUUUUGGAUGCCACAUCUGUAGUUUAUAUUUGGGAUCUCUUGGAAAAUGAUUUGUCACCUGUAGCCAAACAGCCGAUCUGGUCUGAUAAGGUUAUAACAAUGGCUGUCCUGGGUGAGCCUGAAAAAGCAAGUGGCGUUCUGGGCAUAGCACUUGCCAAAGAAUCUGGAAUAAUAGACAUUAAAUACGUCAAGAAGAAGUGGGCCCUGCCUCAGCCAGAAGAGGCUGAGAAAUUAAACCUGCUUUUGCAGCAGGCCUUGUAAAAUGCAAACAAGAUGCCUGUAUCUGAAUGCAGAAAUACGGCUCGGGGGUUUUGAAUGAAUUUGUUAAUAUCUGAGAUUUAUCAGGAUGUUGCAUGGCUGAAAUAUUUUUUUAAUUCCUAUUUGUAAAUAGUAUUUAUAUGUUUUAAGAAGUAUCAACACAGUAUUUGGACUUGAGCUAGAGAACAUUUUUAUGAAACUCAGAAUAAAUAUUUAUGAAGGCAUCCCUUGAAAAGAGGGAGAAAUAUAUUUGCUUCCAAUAUGCUAUGUAUUUUAAAUCUUUAUACAUAUUUUUGGAAUAAAACUGAACAUAUCGUCCCAUGA
Molecule: messenger RNA, 3602 nt
Organism: Python bivittatus (Burmese python)
Lineage: Eukaryota; Metazoa; Chordata; Lepidosauria; Squamata; Pythonidae
Source: RefSeq, a predicted model, not a curated record